UUUUUUCUUUUCAAAAUAUUUGUAACUGAAUUCCAUUCACCUCCGUACUCUCGCUUCGGCCUCUGCGGGGUCAAAACGACGGCAGGCGAAGAUACACUGACGCGAACGCUAACUUUCACCGUCGGCUGCGGACGAGAGACCUACCUCGUCCACUCUUCUCUUCUCUUUGAUAUUAUUCUGAUAAAUUACUCAUUUCUGCUCUCUAGUCUCUAUCGUACGACGCACCGCUUCUGUCUUCACUUUCUGUUCAAAUAAUGGCAUCGCCAGCUUGGUUACCACAGGAAGUGAAGCCAUCCGUGUCUCAAUCCCCUGUAUCUGUUUCACCUGCUGGUGGCGCUUCAACACAGACUUCAGCUUCACUCGUUUCAAGUGUAGGCCCACAUACCUCUAAUAGCUCAGGUGGUUCUACAACUGAUUCAAUACAAGAACCUUUGCAGGCUAAAUUCUCCAAUGCACCAAGCUUUGCGGUUCCCGCACCUUCAUUCUCUUACGGUGUGCCUCCCAAUGCAAACAUCAGUUUUGGAGCCUCUCAGCAGUCAUCACCUGGUUCUGCAAUUCAGUCUAAUCCGCCUGCAUCUCCAAGGGUUCAGCCCCCAGUUCCUGGC
Messenger RNA from Prunus mume (Japanese apricot), 605 nucleotides. Lineage: Eukaryota; Viridiplantae; Streptophyta; Magnoliopsida; Rosales; Rosaceae. The record is from RefSeq and is a predicted model, not a curated record.